AUGCAAUACAGCUCUUCGGAAAACAUUGCUCUCCUACGGUCCUUUGUCACCCUUUUCUCUACCUUCAAGUGUAUCAAGGUGCUCAAGAGGCACGCACAUGCGAUUAUCACUUCUUUCGAUCCUUCUCCUCCCAAAGAGGACUUCUUAGCGUGGCUCCAGGUCGUGGGUGCCUUUGCCCUCAAUCUGAACACAUGGGGUUUGAUGAAUGCGUAUGGGGUCUUCCAAACAUUCUACCAGCUCGACCUUCUCAGUUCCCAGUCGUCGUCCAGUAUCGCCUGGAUCGGUUCCACGCAGGCCUUCCUACUGUUCCUCGUCUCCGUUAUAACUGGUCCAAUAUUUGACGCCGGCCACCUUCGCUCCCUGCUAUGUAUCGGUCUCGUCCUGGUCGUCGUGGGCAUGAUGCUCACCAGCAUCACCAGUCGGUACUGGCAAGUGUUCCUGACCCAAGCCGUCAUGAUGGGUCUCGGCUUUGGCUGUUUAUAUCUGCCGGCACCUGCAGUCGUCUCCCAGUAUUUUCACAGACGCACAGCGCUGGCCAUGGGCGUUUCGUCUCUAGGCGCUGCCUUAGGAGGUGUUAUAUACCCAAUUGUUUUUCACCAGCUUCAGCCACGCAUCGGCUUUGAUUGGACUGCUCGCGCCCUCGGCUUCAUCAUUCUGGGAACUACGAUUGUUCCAGCCGUCCUUAUGAGGUCCAGAGCACCACCAGCAGCAACAUGGAGCCUUAUCGAUCGCGCAGCAUUCACAGACGGCCCAUAUCUCCUAUUGAAUCUAGGUCUUGUCUUCGGCUUCAUGGGUCUAUACAUCGUCUUUUACUACAUCCAACUGUUCUCUCUCGACCGCACCGACGUCUCCUCGGGACUCUCCAAUUACCUGCUUGUGAUCAUCAAUGGCUGUUCACUCCUUGGCCGCACAGUCCCCGGCUAUUAUGCGGACAAGAUAGGCUCCAUCAACGUGCAGACUAUGGCCGCUUUCAUCGGGGCCAUCUUGACAUUCUGCCUUCUGGCAAUUCAUACUACUCCAGCUCUUGUUGCAUACUGCGUGUUGAUUGGUAUCUGCUCCGGCACGUUCAUGGGACUGCCCGCUGCCGGAGUUAUCAGUCUCUCGGCAGACAAGAGCAAAAUCGGGACGAGGCUGGGAAUGACACUCGCCAUGGUAGGAGUCGGCGUGUUGAUUAGCAAUCCAAUUGCUGGGGCCAUUGUGGGAGAAAAUCGGAAUUGGGUAGGACUGGUUGUCUGGUGUGGUGUUCUAUUAGUCGCCUCAACUGCGUCACUGAUGGCAAGCAGGAUCGUCAAGGUCGGUCCUGGACUCACCAAGGUACUAUGA
Cryphonectria parasitica EP155 is the source of this 1323-nucleotide messenger RNA. RefSeq names its product MFS general substrate transporter. NCBI's taxonomy places the organism in Eukaryota, Fungi, Ascomycota, Sordariomycetes, Diaporthales, Cryphonectriaceae. The coding region runs from base 1 to 1323 and encodes 440 amino acids. Gene Ontology annotation, biological process: transmembrane transport. Gene Ontology annotation, cellular component: fungal-type vacuole membrane. The transcript has 4 exons. The record is from RefSeq and is a predicted model, not a curated record. Gene Ontology annotation, molecular function: transmembrane transporter activity.